Molecule: messenger RNA, 1413 nt
Organism: Aspergillus mulundensis
Lineage: Eukaryota; Fungi; Ascomycota; Eurotiomycetes; Eurotiales; Aspergillaceae
Product: ankyrin repeat domain-containing protein
Exons: 2
Coding region: 1-1413 (470 amino acids)
Biological process (GO): innate immune response
Cellular component (GO): cytoplasm
Molecular function (GO): protein binding
Source: RefSeq, a predicted model, not a curated record
AUGCCCCUCCUCGAACUUCCCCUUGAGAUCCUCCAAGCCAUCAUCUCCCAGGCCAUUAUUGACAUUAGCUGGGAGGAGUUCAUCCAGUUGCAGCUGGUUAACAAGGUAUUUGCCCGUCAAGCCAAAGUUGCCCUCUGUUGUUCUAGAGCGCGCUGGCAAUUCCAUACCUGGCAACCCCUUGUAAACGACUAUAUCUGCGCAAGGGCUCUCGCUGCUAAUGUGAACGAGUACUACGCCUUUCGCACGAUCCAGAGCUGUAGGGACUGGAUAGCAGUCAGACAACCUAACGGGCCCGAUCUUCAGAACAUAUGCUAUGCGCUCUCACGCUCAGCCGCCUCCUUCUACAGUCAGCCUUUAACUGAUGCUUGCUACGGCCCAAAAACUGCACUCCAGGAAGCCCACGCAAGACGCGGAGGAGACCAGACUAGCGACUCGACAGAGCAUCGCCUCUCCGCCGCAGCAUGUAUCGGAAAUCUCUCGCUCAUACAGACUCUUAUCGACGAGGGGGCAGAUGUCAACGCGCCAAGUGAUAUCUUCGGAACACCGCUGCUCAACGCUGCUCGCGAGGGCCACCUCCCCGUCAUCCGCCUCCUGCUAAAGAAGGGCGCAGACAUUAACCGCGACUCCAUUGACUGGACGGAAGGCGAGGACCGAAAUGAGCAGUUUGUGCGGAAGUUCCUCAUAGAGGACAUCAAAUGGACGCAUUUCAGUCCCCUAGGCGCAGCGGCAUACGCAGGGCAUGAGGAGACAGUUGCAUUCAUUCUCUCCCCCGAGAUCAACCUCUCCAGAUCCUCGUGCAGCUUUUUCCAUGCCAUUAUAUACGCCGCCUGGAGCGGCAACAUCCCCAUCCUACAAACCAUUUUCUCCGCUGCUGACUUCGCCGCUCUACCGCGCAACCUAAAUAUCAAGAAGAGAGUUCUAAGCACCGCUCUCAAGGGCGCCGCAAGCGGCGGCCACCUCCCCGCCAUGCGUUUCCUCAUCGACAACGGCGCCCCGGUGGGCUUAAUCGCAGACCGCACGCUAGAAGACUCGCCGCUCUCGUACGCCGCCGCGAAGGGGCAGGACGCCGCGAUUGAACUCCUGCUCUCCCGCGGGGCGGAUAUCAACGAGACGAUGUCGCCUACGCCGUCGCCCCUGGCGUGCGCUGUGGAGGGUAUGUUCCCGCGAACGGUGGCGCUACUUGUUGAUCGGGGAGCGGAGGGGCGGGCUUCCCAAUGCAAUGCGUUGGUGCAUUGCGAGGCGUAUUGUGUGUUGCGGGUGCUAUUGGAAAAGGGCGUUCAUCAAUCGUAUCCGUUUGCGGCGAAGCUGGCUCUUUUACAGGCGAGGGAGAAGGAGAGAUGGGAUUUUGUGGAGUUGUUGGAGGGCUAUGGAAUUGUUCCUGAGGGCAUGGAUGAGUUGCCGGGAUGGCUUUAA